Messenger RNA from Oppiella nova, 399 nucleotides. NCBI's taxonomy places the organism in Eukaryota, Metazoa, Arthropoda, Arachnida, Sarcoptiformes, Oppiidae. The record is from the annotation of a GenBank genome assembly.
AUGGAUUCACUGGUGAUAGCGAUCGUGGCGUUCGCCGUCUCGCUAUCGUUGGCCAAGAUUUUUGCCAAAAAACACAAAUACAAGAUCGACGCCAAUCAGGAGCUCAUAGCCCUCGGGACCGCCAAUGUCUUCUCGUCCUUCUUCGCCUGCUAUCCCUCGUCGGCCUCUUUGUCGCGGAGUUCAGUCCAGGAGAAGACCGGCGGUCGCACACAAGUGGCCGGACUUGUGUCCAGUGCCUUCAUGUUGGUCUUCCUCCUCUUUUUGGGACCACUUCUCUAUCAUUUGCCAAAAGCAAACAUGACUUACAUCGUAAACCUUAAGAGUACUAAUAUUAUGGAAAAUAUAACGCCGACAAUGAGGCCGAUGUCCACACCAAGCAAUUAUUUUACGGAUAACUAA